UUCAUAUCUACAAUUCCCUCCGAUUCAAUCUCAGCUCUAACGUUUCUCGACGUCGAUGCCCUAACCCUAAAUCCGAUCAGGAUUUCAGUUUUUCAGUAACAUGGAGAAUGAUAGAACUGAGCAAUCCACACAAACUUCAAUCAAGUUCAGGUGUAAAAAAGCACAUACUGGCGAGGCAAAAAAGAAUGACACUGGACCAACAGCUACAAAGAUCAUGGGAAUUGAUGAAAAUGACAAGUCAGAAAAAACCUUGGUAUCUCAAACGCCAGAAAAACCUGAGUGGAGGAUCAAGGGAAAGGAAAUCGGUUAUUCUUCGAGGAUGAAGCAUUUAUCUGAAAAUUUUCAGAGUCAUGAUCAUAUCAUUGAACCAACUACUACAGAUUAUGCAGAUGAUAGCACCAAAGGUCCUGCCAUCUCAGAAUAUUCUGAGAGAUAUAUGUGUGGUGAGAGAAGAUCACCAGUACAUGAAGCUGUUGAUAUUCCAGAGAAGUGCAAAACACUGGCUGACCUUUUUAAUGGAAUGGUAUGUUCUAUAAGACUGCUUAACUUAUGCAAAAUGGCAACGACCUUCCAAAAUAUUUCCACUCAAGUGGAGAUACUGACAAAAAGGAAGUUCUUAAGCAAUCAUCUUGCACAGAUGAAAUAUUUAUUUCCUGAGGCGAUUCAGAUGGAGAAGGUACUUGUCCAUGAAGUUUCAAGUUUGUGCAUGAAGCAGGACUUGAAGAUCACUCUGCUUUUACAUAUUGUGGACUGUCCUUCUGAUCCUGCCAAAUCUGCAUUUGCUGCUUUAUCUGAAGCCUUUAAUUCAAAGCUCAAGGACUUUUUUAAUGCUCAACCAGAGGUUGCUGAUGUUCCAGAGGCCAUUCUUCCAGACCCAUUUGACCAAAGAAAAGAUACCACUCUCAUAAACAAAUUGACUGAGAGAUCAGCAACAGUACCACCUUUGCAAAGUUUUGGCAACGUUGAUUCUGUGUCAAGUACAUCUUUUAUUCUUUCAUCAUUCCAUAAGCAGUUCUCUGGCAAAGUUGUCAUCCCAGAAACACUCAAAACUCAGCAACUUGCUAACCCUGAUUCAUUGGACUCUAUUAAGCCUGAUGAUGAGACUGCUGCAUUCAGCAGAAGUCCACAGAAGAAGGAUAAUAUAACUUUUGUUUCCACCAUCAAUUCUUCUCACAUGAUAUGCAUUCCAAAUCAGUUGACUGGUUCCAAAUUUUCUGAGGGCACUCCUACAAAAUCUUUUAUUAACUCAGAUGAGUUGAGGGUGGAGACUCCUGCACUGCAGACACCUAAAAGAGCUUUGCUUACUCCAAAUGAGAAGCCGGUUAUUGAGGGAGGAGGCUUUGUAACUGAAGCUAAGGUUUCUGGUUCAGUUCGUAGGUCACUAAUCUAUUCACCAGCAAAUACUGAUGGGGAUGUGUCAUACUUAGUUCAGUCAGGUGAACAGGAUGGUAGAGUCAAAUCUUUUUGUGAAAAGACAACUGCUAAAAGAUGUCUAACUGAUGAGGUUUGUGAUAGUGAAAUCAAGGAUCAACAGAUGAGGCAGACAGGGUCUGAGAAGCGCCAAGAAACGUUGGCUUGUUUGCCAAAUCUCUUCAAUAUGAUCAAACUCAUAUUUAGAUCAGUCAAUUGUUCUUUUAUCACUAAGAAGGAGCUCAUCCACAAGAUAAUCACAAUUGACCUCGAGAUUGAGGAUUCACGUGAAGUAGAAGAGCAACUGAGAUUGUUAGAAGAAUUGGUUCCAGAUUGGAUUAGCAAGAAAACUGAAACCACAGGAGAUUUUCUUUACAGUAUAAACAACUCGGUGAAUCCCGAUUUAGUUCGAGCGAGGCUUUUGGAAGCUCAGUGAGUGUUUUAAUGCCAAAAAUUUGUUUCCACUUGGAUUCAUAUGUUCUAUUUGUAUCUGUUGUUAAAUCUACAAAAAUGUUGUAAUGUCAUCUAAAUCAAUAUGACUUACUUUCUCCUUAAUAGUUUUAUAUAUAUUCUUUGAUAAAUUAGAAACA
This is a messenger RNA of Dioscorea cayenensis subsp. rotundata (Guinea yam), 2000 nucleotides long. Its product is annotated as CDT1-like protein a, chloroplastic. Gene Ontology annotation, cellular component: nucleus. The record is from RefSeq and is a predicted model, not a curated record. Bases 101 to 1846 code for a protein of 581 amino acids. Gene Ontology annotation, biological process: mitotic cell cycle; DNA replication preinitiation complex assembly; regulation of DNA-templated DNA replication initiation. Gene Ontology annotation, molecular function: DNA binding; DNA polymerase binding. The transcript is spliced from 8 exons. Lineage: Eukaryota; Viridiplantae; Streptophyta; Magnoliopsida; Dioscoreales; Dioscoreaceae.